GAACCAUGUGUGAACAGAUAGUUAGUUCAUUCAUUGGUAUUGAAUGAAUGGCAGAGACUGCAGCUUGGUCCUAUUCCUAUAACCUAGGUUCAAAACCUGUGUAGUGUACUUAUUUAUCCAACUCUAUCUUUUUUCUCCACUUGAAGAAAUAAUGGCAAAACCAUUUCCACAUUCACAACACCUACUCCUCUUCAUCUUCUUCCUUUCCACCAUUCAUCUCUCACAACAGUUACAAUUUUCUCAGUCUCAAACACUUUACAAACUUCAAGAAAUUCUUGGCUACCCUUCAUCACUAAAAACAUUAAGCAGCACCACAGAUUUCUGCAACAUUGAACCUACUCCAUAUUUAACACUAGUGUGCUAUGAAGAAAAUGUUACACAGUUGCAUGUUGUUGGAAACACCAAUGAGUUCACCUCAUUGCCUCAAAAUUUCAACUCAUACACACUCUUUUCAACACUUUCCACUUUAUCAAGCUUGAAAGUACUCUCUUUGGUUUCACUUGGUUUAUGGGGGCCACUACCUGAAACAAUAGCUCAAUUAUCUUCACUAGAAAUACUUAACAUUAGCUCAAAUUACUUUAGUGGAGAAAUACCAUCUCAACUUUCACAUCUUAACAAUCUUCAAUCAUUAGUACUUGAUGAUAACCAUUUCAAUGGUCAAAUUCCAAAUAUUUUAGGCUCACUUCAUGGUUUAGUUGUGCUUAGUAUGAAGAAAAAUUUCAUUAGUGGAAGUUUACCAAAUUCAGUGAAUGAUCUUGUUACUCUUAGAGUUUUGGAUCUAUCAAAUAAUCAGUUAUUUGGUGAAUUACCUCAUUUUCAUAAGUUGGUUAACCUUCAAGUACUUCAUUUGGAAAAUAACACAUUAGGAUCUGAUUUUCCUUCACUUCCUAGAAAGAUAGUUUCACUUGUGCUUAGAAACAAUAGCUUUAGGCUUGGUAUACCUUCUAAUAUAAGUUCUUUAUAUCAACUUCAGAAAUUGGACCUUUCUUUGAAUGGUUUUGUAGGACCGUUUCCACCGUCUUUAUUGUCACUCCCUUCGAUCAAUUACCUUGAUGUUUCUUCAAAUAAGUUCACUGGUAUGCUUUUCAAGAAUUUUUCAUGCAAUGAGGAUCUUCACUUUGUGAAUUUAUCUUCAAAUCUUUUGAAAGGUGAACUACCUAGUUGUUUGAGACCAAAAACGAGAGUUGUUUUGUAUGCUAGGAAUUGUUUAUCAAAUGAGAAACAAGAUCAGCAUAGUUACAAUUUCUGCAGCAGUGAAGCUUUAGCGGUGAAUAUCUCGCCUCAUCGACAACAGAAGCAUAAGGGAACAAUAAGCAAAGCAGUAGUUGUUUCAUCAAGCAUAGGAGUUGUUGGAUUAUUGAUUGUUGGAGUUGUUAUCUUGGUUGUAAAUCAGGUUCAUCGAAAAAAUGCUACGAAAGAAACUUCAUUGUCAACAUUGGAACAUGUUAUUAUUAGUCAGAUAAAUAAUGAAGAGAAAGUGAAAAGUACUGCAAGGUCUAUAGUGGAGUAUUUCAGCAGAUGGGUUCCUGAUAAAAAUGUCAUGAAAAAUCUGACAAGAUCCAUAAAGAAACAUAUAAUGAGCCGAUUCAAUAACAGACGCCUUGUGAGGGCGCCUUCAAGGUCCAUAAUAGAACAUGUAUCAUCAUUAAACACUGCAAAACUACUCACUGAUGCAAGGUGUAUAUCUGAAACAAUGAAGAUGGGGACUGGUCUUCCUGCAUAUAGGACCUUUCCUUUGGACCAACUUAAGGAAGCUACAAAUAAUUUUGAUGCAUCAAGUCUCAUAAGUGAAGGUCCACUUGGUCAGAUAUAUAAAGGGGUGCUCUCUGAUGGGAUGCAUAUUACCAUUAGAGGAAUGAAGAUACGAAAGAGGCACAGCCCUCAGGCCUAUAUGCACCAUGUUGAGUUGAUUUCAAAACUCAGGCAUUCACAUUUGGUUAGUUCACUUGGUCAUUCUUUUGAAUGCAACCAGGAAGAUUCAAGUGUCAACACUAUUUUUCUCAUAUUUGAGUUCGUUCAAGACAAAAGUUUAAGAAGCCGCGUCUCCGGAUCAAACGGAGAAAAGCUUAGUUGGACACAGAGAAUAGCGGCCACAAUUGGAGUAGUGAAAGGCAUUCAAUUUUUGCAUACAGGGAUAGUGCCUGGACUGUAUUCAAAUAAUCUCAAGAUAACUGAUAUUCUUUUGGAUAACAAUCAUAAUGUUAAAAUAAGCAGUUAUAAUCUGCCACUUUAUGCUGAAAACAAAAGAAUGGUCAGCAAUGGAACUUCUCCUGCAGUAAAAGGAAAUCUCCAAGCAAGGAUAAACGACGGAGACAAGAAUGAUGUCUAUGAUAUUGGGGUAAUCUUGCUAGAAAUCAUUCUGGGAAGACCAAUAAUGUUCCACAAUGAAGUUGGAACAUUGAAAGAUCUUUUACAUGUAAGCAUAAAAACCGAUGAUAUAGCAAGAAGGAGUAUUGUUGAUCCAUUUGUUCAUAAGGAAUGUUCAGAUGAAUCAUUGAUGAAAAUGAUGGAGAUAUGUGUAAGGUGUCUUUCUAGUGAACCAAAUGAAAGACCUUCUGUGGAAGAUAUUCUUUGGAAUUUACAGUUUGCAGCACAAGUUCAGAAUUCAUGGAAAAGAGAAACAAGUGAUCAUAGAGACUCACCUAUAUCAUCCUCAAGAGAGAUAUAAGGUUACUAUGAAAUUUAUAGGGUGUAUGCUACUUUGUACAAAAUGUUUCAUUUUAUAUAUACAUAAUAUUGUAUGAGCAUGAUUAAUUAUCACAGUUUUAAAAUUAUCUUUGUUACCAGAAUUCACUAAAUACUUGUUCAUCAA
Medicago truncatula (barrel medic) is the source of this 2812-nucleotide messenger RNA. Its product is annotated as probable inactive leucine-rich repeat receptor-like protein kinase At3g03770. The record is from RefSeq and is a predicted model, not a curated record. Bases 152 to 2668 code for a protein of 838 amino acids. Gene Ontology annotation, biological process: protein phosphorylation. Lineage: Eukaryota; Viridiplantae; Streptophyta; Magnoliopsida; Fabales; Fabaceae. The transcript is spliced from 7 exons. Gene Ontology annotation, molecular function: protein binding; protein kinase activity; ATP binding.